UUAAAGAGCAUUGAAGAAAAGUUAAACCGCGGGAGAAAUGACGGACAGAAAACUGCGGAGAAAGUCUGUAACUGUAACAUUUGCAGGAGAUGACGAUGUGCUGCAACACAUUGUUGACCCAAACAACAAGAAAGACCCAAAAGCAAAGUCACGAAGGAAGAGUUUCCCCCAGGCCAAACAAGCGCCCAUUAUUGAAGAAAUCAGCAGUGAGAGUGAUGAUGAAAACCUGCCUGUCAAAAAAUCCAUAGCCCUUGAAGAUGAAAGCCAGGUUUGUGGAGAUGAGGUUUACAUGUUCCGUACCCCGAAGAAGUCGGGCAAGAUGGCACAGCUAGCAUCAGAGACCCGCACACCCAAGUCCAUACUCAAGACACCCAAGUCAAAAGAAGGGACCCCAGGAAAAUCUGUUGGUUUUACGCCCUCCAAGGAAGAGCCUCAUACCCCUACAACCAGGAGCCUGCGACAGAAAAAGCCAGCUGCCUCUACACCGUACAGACUGCACAAAAGACAUGGAGCAGGCAAUUCAGAUUCAGAGGAAAGCCUUGACACAUCUGAUAGUGACAGUGAUGGGAGUGAUGACCAGCCCUUGUCCACCCUCACCACGCCGAAGGGAGCUACUCCAUCUACAAGCACCGCACCCAUCGCCCGUGCACCGCGGAGGAAAACAGAGGAAACUGACAUGAAAACAAGUGUGGAAGAUUAUUUUGACAUCCAUUCUUCCGAUGUGGGGCCGACCUCGGACGCCACUUUGGCCAAACUUGACCUACCUCAUCUAGACCAGAAGUCACUGACCACCCUACUGACCGGUGUUGAGUCCUCGCACCAGGCGGAGUGUAGGCAGCUGUACAAGGAACAUAGUGAGAUGUUUAGGACCUGGAUGUACCAAAUGUGCAAUGGAUUUAACAUUCUCCUGUAUGGGUUUGGCUCCAAGCGGAAUCUGAUGGAGGACUUCAGGAAUACCACGUUGAGCGGAUUCUCCCAGCUAGUCGUGAAUGGAUACUUCCCGAGUCUCUCUGUUAAACAUAUACUUAACUCCAUAACAGAAGACAUUCUUGACCACUCUGGAAGUUUUAAAAGCCCCCUGGAUCAGGUGGAGUUCAUAAAGACAGAAUUUGAAAAGUCUGGUGAUGAUUUCUUCCUGAUAAUCCACAACAUAGACGGUACGAUGUUGAGGAACGAGAAAACCCAGAAUGUUCUAUCCCUGCUCAGCCUGGUUCCCAGCAUCCACAUCAUAGCCUCGGUCGACCAUAUCAACUCCUCACUCAUCUGGGACCAGACUAAGUGUUGCAGAUUCCGGUGGUUAUGGUACGAUGCCACCACAUUCGCCCCCUACACUGAGGAAACAUCGUAUGAGAACUCAUUACUCGUGCAGCAGACGGGCGGACUGGCAAUGAGCUCACUCACGCACGUGAUGAAAUCUCUUACACCAAAUGCCAAGGGGAUCUUUCUUCUCCUUGCGAAAUACCAGAUGGAAAAUAAGGAUAAUGCUAACUAUAUUGGUAUGUCCCUUCAUGACCUGUACCAGCGGUGUCGGGAGAGUUUCCUGGUCAACAGUGACCUCACUUUGCAAGCACAACUCACAGAAUUUAGGGAUCACAAGAUGAUCAGGUCCAAAAAGAGCUUUGACGGUGUGGAACAUCUAGCGAUUCCUAUAGAUGAGGGUACACUGAAAGAGUUCAUUGAAGAACAAUGAGACUGACCACUCACUGGACAAUAACUUUAUGGCCAGAACUGACCACACACUGGACAUUAACUAACAUUGCCACAACUGACCACUCUCUGGACAAUAACUUCAUGGCAACAGCUGACCACUCACUGGACAAUAACUUUAUGGUCAGAACUGACCACAUACUGGACAUUAACUAACAUUGCCAUAACUGACCACUCACUGGACAAUAACUACAUUGCCACAACUGACCUCUCAUAGGGCAAAGAGUAACAUUGUCACAUGGUACAUUAAGGUCAUGAUGUGUGUAGGACAGCCAACACUCAUCAUCAGAGACAAACACCAGCCAAAAUCCCCCAUUAUUUUUGGCUGACAAAAUCUCCCUGAAUGAUUUUCAACUUUCUUUACCAUUUUUUAAAGGUUAUUUACCAAAAUAUAUUGUAUAAGUUGUUUAACUUUGAUUUCUUUACAUAAUCUUAACAACGUUUUACUCCAAAACAAUAUGAAAAAUAGUUCAAAUGCAUUGGGGGAAUUUGUUUGCUGUAUACAAAAUUUGGUGGGAUUUUUUUUCCAGAGGGGAUUUUGUCGGUUCAUGCAUAAUUUGGUACAGGAGGAUUUUGUCUGGUGGCAUUUUGAACACUCCAUUAUCACUGGUUGCUGACCAGGCAAAUGCAAGAAUAAGCAUUCAUGUAGUUCAGGGGAUAUAUCUUUUGUCUUUACUAAAGAAGUUAAGAAUUUAUUUGUAUGAAAAAACUGUUUGUUUGAUGAUUAUAUGUCUAGUUAGCAAGAUAAAUCUGAAUAAACCAUGUAUCAUAAUUUCUGAUAAAACAAUCUUCUCGACAAGUUAUAAUCAGAUUGAGUGUUUAAUGGAUUACUGGUAAUUUAAUGGAACAAUGUUAACAUUUCGUAUGUGUAUUUAUAAGUCACCAAUUGUGUUCAUUUUAUGAUUUACAUACUCAAGUGUUCUAAUACAUGUUGCCAUGUCUAUUUAUUGCAAUAGUUUGUUUGUAUUUUGUACAUCAAUCAAUUUCAUAUGAAUGCAUUAAUUUGUACUGUUUUCAUUAUAAUUUGUUAAUAAAAUGAA
Messenger RNA from Mya arenaria, 2747 nucleotides. Its product is annotated as origin recognition complex subunit 2-like. NCBI's taxonomy places the organism in Eukaryota, Metazoa, Mollusca, Bivalvia, Myida, Myidae. Bases 38 to 1690 code for a protein of 550 amino acids. The record is from RefSeq and is a predicted model, not a curated record. The transcript has 12 exons. Gene Ontology annotation, biological process: DNA replication. Gene Ontology annotation, molecular function: DNA replication origin binding. Gene Ontology annotation, cellular component: nuclear origin of replication recognition complex; nucleus.